This is a messenger RNA of Verticillium alfalfae VaMs.102, 1101 nucleotides long. Its product is annotated as squalene synthetase. Lineage: Eukaryota; Fungi; Ascomycota; Sordariomycetes; Glomerellales; Plectosphaerellaceae. Gene Ontology annotation, cellular component: endoplasmic reticulum membrane. The transcript has 3 exons. The record is from RefSeq and is a predicted model, not a curated record. Gene Ontology annotation, molecular function: squalene synthase [NAD(P)H] activity. Gene Ontology annotation, biological process: farnesyl diphosphate metabolic process; ergosterol biosynthetic process. Bases 1 to 1101 code for a protein of 366 amino acids.
AUGGCUGGACGUUCACCGAGAGCGGCCCCCAACGAAAAGGACCGCGAGCUCCUGGUCCACUUCGAUGUCGUGAUCACCGAGCUCAAGAAGCUCAAGCCCGUCUACUACGAUGUCAUCAAGGACAUCACCAUCAAGAUGGGCAACGGCAUGGCCGACUACAUCAACGCCCCCUUCGGCGUCGAGAAGAUCACCGAGUACGAGCUGUACUGCCACUACGUUGCCGGUCUUGUUGGCGAGGGCCUCACCAAGCUCUUCGUCCGGGGCAACCUUGCAAACCCCCGCCUCGAGGAGAGGCCGGAGCUGACCGAGUCGAUGGGUCAGUUUCUGCAGAAGACCAACAUCAUCCGUGAUGUCCACGAAGACUUCGAGGACAACCGCAGCUUCUGGCCCAAGGAGAUCUGGAGCAAGCACGUCAACACGUGGGAGGAUCUCUUCAAGCCCGAGAACCGCGAAAAGGCAAUGCAGUGCAGCUCCGAGAUGGUUCUCAAUGCGCUCAAGCACGCCGAGGACUGCCUUUUCUACAUGGCCGGCAUGCGCGACCAGAGCUGCUUCAACUUUGUCGCCAUUCCCCAGAGCAUGGCCAUUGCCAAUCUCGAGCUUGUCUUCCGCAACCCCCGCCUCUUCGACAGCCACCUUAAGAUCUCCAAGGGUGAUGCUUGCCAGCUCAUGAUUGAGUCGACGCAGAACCUAUUCGUCGUGUGCGACAUCUUCAAGCGUUACGUCCGGAGGAUACACAAGAAGAACGACCCCCGCGACCCCAACUAUGUCCCCAUCAGUGUGCAGUGUGCCAAGAUCGAGCAGUUCAUCGACACUCUGUACCCGAGGCAAGACCCUGACAAGCUCACCGUGGAGCAGAAGAAGAAGGACGCCAAGGAUCCCAGCAUGGACCCUGGCGAGGCAGCCGUUCUUCUCGGCAUCACGCUGCUGACGCUCCUCUUUGUCUCUGGUCUCAUGAUUGGCACGGCGUGGUUCUUCGGCGCACGCUUCGAUGGUCUCUGGUCUGGACUCUUCGGCUCGUCACAAAACGAGACGUACAGCUGGCCUACCGGCGGCGAGGCUGUUCCCUCGGCAGUGCCUUCGAUCGAGCAUCCCGAGCUGUAA